AUGCCUGCCGACCGUGGGAAACAUUCUCAAAGCGUCGUGGUCUCAUGCAGUCGCUGGGUCCCAAUUGCCCAAUACACCGACCCAAAAUACAAAUGGCCUUGUUCCUGGGACGGAUGUGAUAAAUGGUUUACCAGGGAGUAUGACAUGAAGCGCCACAUCGGCAAUGUACACCUUAAAGAGAGGCAUGAGUGCAUUUAUGCGAAGUGCACUUACACCGCGACUCAAGAAAGUAACUUGACGGCUCAUAUCAACAAAGUACAUAAAAACAACAAGCGACCGUACUCUUGCGUGGUCCCAGGGUGCCCUAAGGCGUACGGAGACCCCUCUGCCUUGUCGCGGCAUAAGAGGCGUUGCAUUGACGAGUACUGUGCCGAAAACUCUCUCGAUGUGGAGGAGUUCAAGGCGACACUGCCCAGGAAGAAAGCCGCCGGGAAGCGAUACCCCAACGUCCCUGCUCACGUCGAGCGUAUCCUCGAGUCGGAUGAUCCGAACCCAGCCAGUGCGGCGACCCUGUUUGGGUCUUUCCGGCAGGUGACACCGCCAGUUCAGCCUUCCGUCCCCGCCACGCCCGCUGUCCCCGUUCCACCCAUCGUUGCCCUUGUCGAUAGAGAGCCUUCUCCUGAAAGUGAGGAGAUUGACGAGCUCUUUGACACCCCCGAGCCUCCCUCUUGCGCCUUGGCACUGCCGUCUCCCGCCGCCUCUCUGGCCUCGUCCUCUUCGAGCAUCCUCAAUACCCCUCUCUCCACCCCACAUCUGGACGUUAAGCAAGAGAUCAAGGUGGAGGACCCGCUGCACUGGGUUUGGGACAACUACUUCGACCUCACCGCAGCCGCUGAUUCUCCAGUCCUGCCUCCCGUGUCUCUGCCCGCCGCCGCUGACGUGAAGCCGGACGUUGCGGACCUCUUCCCUGCUUCUAACUCAACUGGCAACCUCUUUGGCCAGCCAACGACCACUGUCGACCCUGUGGUGAUCAAUCAAAUGCUGCGCCAGACCACCUUCGUGGACCCCGCGCCGAUUAUCCAGCCCUUCCCGAUGGCAUAUAACGUUCCAGUCAAGAUGGAGGAGAUACCGGUCAUGUUAAACGCCCCGAUGAAGGCCGAGCCUGGCGCGGACGUCCAUAUCAACCUCAACAGCAACGCCUUCAUGCCUCAGGACUUCGCUGGAAUGCAGCAGCCCUUCCAGCCCACCCUUUCCCCGCCGAUGCUUAUGCCUAACUCGAUGCCCAUGUCCAACUCGAUGCCCCUGCCUAACUCGAUGUCCAUGCCCAAUUUCGGCAUGGGUAUGGGCGUCCCCAACUCCGACCUGUUCCAGGCUGCCAACGAGUUCGCUCCUCAGUACAACUUCGCAAACGGUAUGCCCAUGGGUCAGUUCAUGCCUCAGCCUCGACUUCGGCCUCUUUCGGCCAACCCCUAUGCUCAUUUGCUCUUCAACCCCAACCCUUUCGCGAACCAGUUCAACGGCAACCAGGGCUUCUUCUAA
Cyclocybe aegerita is the source of this 1479-nucleotide messenger RNA. Lineage: Eukaryota; Fungi; Basidiomycota; Agaricomycetes; Agaricales; Hemipholiotaceae. The record is from the annotation of a GenBank genome assembly.